Molecule: messenger RNA, 1716 nt
Organism: Rosa rugosa (rugosa rose)
Lineage: Eukaryota; Viridiplantae; Streptophyta; Magnoliopsida; Rosales; Rosaceae
Exons: 6
Coding region: 220-1200 (326 amino acids)
Biological process (GO): exonucleolytic trimming to generate mature 3'-end of 5.8S rRNA from tricistronic rRNA transcript (SSU-rRNA, 5.8S rRNA, LSU-rRNA)
Molecular function (GO): 3'-5'-RNA exonuclease activity; nucleic acid binding
Source: RefSeq, a predicted model, not a curated record
UAUUUUUUUAGUAUUUGUACCCUUUUAGAGGACACAUUUUUUGGGUACUAAAAGGGACUAAAGAGAGUACAAGUACUACAACAGAAGUGUGUAUAUAGAUAAAUCGGAUCACCAACAGAUGAGUGAAACCAGAGAUUACCCGCCAAGAGGCCGUUAAUCUCUAACCGACUCAAACCCUUGAUUCCCUCACAAACACAAAAAGAAAGCAAAGUGGGAAUUAUGUCAUUCCCAAGAGCCAUAGUGACUCGGCCUCUGCUUCCACUACUCUUCUCUACCACUCUUACUAAACCCUUCAUCAAAACCUCUCGCCCACUCCCUUCAAUGCGUCCCUUCACCGCCUUUGCCUCUCUCCCGGCUUCCCGAGAAGUCGGUGAGCCGUCCACUCCGGCAUUCCCGGCUCCGAAAAGGAGCGGCGAGAGGUGGAAGCCCAUGUGCUUGUACUACACACAAGGGAAGUGCUCCAUGAUGGAGGAUCCUGCCCACAUGGAGAAGUUCAAUCAUGAUUGCUCCAGAGAUCUUCAAGUGAAAAAUUCCAUGUCAAACCUCAUUUGCUCUCAGCACUUGGAUUAUUUUCUUGUGCUUGAUCUGGAGGGAAAAAUUGAAAUUCUUGAGUUUCCAGUUCUAAUCAUUGAUGCAAAAACCAUGAAUGUCGUUGAUUUUUUUCACAGGUUUGUAAGGCCAACGGAGAUGAGCGAGAAAAGGAUAAAUGAAUAUAUUGAAGGAAAGUAUGGCAAAUUUGGAGUCGACCGUGUUUGGCAUGACACAGCUAUACCAUUUAAGGAUGUUCUUCAACAAUUUGAAGAAUGGUUAACUCAGCGUCAACUGUGGAGAGAAGAGGUGGGCGGGUGUCUUAAUCAAGCAGCAUUCGUAACUUGUGGAAACUGGGAUUUGAAAACAAAAGUUCCUGAACAAUGCAAAGUGGCAAAGGUGAAGCUUCCGUCAUAUUUUAUGGAAUGGAUCAAUCUCAAAGAUGUCUAUCUAAAUUUUUACAAGAGAAGGGCCACAGGAAUGAUGACAAUGAUGAAGGAACUUCACAUGCCAUUGUUGGGAAGUCACCAUCUUGGAUUUGAUGACUCAAAGAACAUAGCAAGGGUGUUGCAACACAUGCUUGCUGAUGGUGCAAUACUGCAGAUUACAGCGAGGAGGAAUCAUAAUUCUCCUGAGAAGGUUGAAUUUCUAUUCAAGAACAGAAUAAGGUAGUUGAUUCCGGAUGGAUUUCUUCUAGAACUGUUAGUUGUAACUUGUAAGAUAAAGAAGAGAAAUAUACAAUUCUUCAGUUCAAGGUUCUCUCCCUGGCUAGUUCUUAUUCUACAAUCUCUUGAAGAUCUGAAGGAUUUCUGAGGAUGCCACAUCCUUGCAUUUUUCAGGUAACUGUUGGCACCAAGGCUGUUAGAGCUUCAGUGAAGCAAAUCUGUUGGUGAUAAAAGUCUUCUCUUUAUUUAAUUUUUUUAAUUUUUUUUUUCUGGGUAAUCAUCUCUAGUUACUGGACCAAGGAAUUUGCCCAUAUAUAUAGGGGUUUAAAACUGUGUUUAGGUUUCAUUUCGAUCUUGUCAAAAUAUUACCAAAUAUAUGUGUUCUCCAUGGGCAUCUCAACCUCCCAAUCAAGCGGGGGGACUUGGCUUAGCGUAUCACUGAAGUUCAUUGUGAAUGGUAUGUUUUUCUUUUGAAUGUUGGAAUGAUUAUAAUGAAGAGCAAUGCCUUUUCUUUUCUAUAUUC